Messenger RNA from Desarmillaria tabescens, 279 nucleotides. RefSeq lists its product as uncharacterized. Bases 1 to 279 code for a protein of 92 amino acids. The transcript has 3 exons. The record is from RefSeq and is a predicted model, not a curated record. Lineage: Eukaryota; Fungi; Basidiomycota; Agaricomycetes; Agaricales; Physalacriaceae.
AUGCCGUUGACUGCUUCGAUUCCCGAGGAUCAAACUCAGCCUUCUUCCCUAUCUACCUUCGCUCCAGGCCGUUUCGCCAAACUUCCCUUCAUUUCGGGUGCGAACUUGGAUGAGGGUACAGAGCAACGCUUGCUGCGUCUGCCUUGGAAUUCACAGUCUCAAAUUAGGAAUUAUAUAGCGGCCGCCUUGGAUCGAUUCCUGCUACUCUAUCUUGACGAUCCCGUACUGGGAUCCUCGUAUGGUACUGGCUACCAAACCUUGGGCAUCCGUCAGGCUUGA